Pseudopodoces humilis (Tibetan ground-tit) is the source of this 1973-nucleotide messenger RNA. RefSeq names its product DNA topoisomerase I mitochondrial (gene TOP1MT). Lineage: Eukaryota; Metazoa; Chordata; Aves; Passeriformes; Paridae. The record is from RefSeq and is a predicted model, not a curated record. Gene Ontology annotation, biological process: DNA replication; DNA topological change. Gene Ontology annotation, cellular component: mitochondrial nucleoid; chromosome. Gene Ontology annotation, molecular function: DNA topoisomerase type I (single strand cut, ATP-independent) activity; DNA binding.
CCGUCCUUGGCCUCUGGCUGGGCUCGGGGGGCUCUGGAAGGUGGGAAGAGGAGAAGAAGGAAGAUGGAGUCAAAUGGAUGCAGCUGGAGCACCGAGGGCCCUACUUUGUGCCCCUCUACGAGCCUCUGCCUGAGGAUGUGCAGUUUUAUUACGAUGGAAAACCCUUGAAGCUGAGCCUGGCCACGGAGGAAAUUGCCACAUUUUAUGCCAAAAUGUUGGAUCAUGAGUACACCACCAAGGAGGUCUUCCAGAACAACUUCUUCCAUGACUGGAGGAAGGAAAUGACCUCAGAGGAGCAAGAGAUAAUCAAGGACCUGGACAAAUGCGACUUCAGGGAGAUCCACAAAUAUUUUGUGGACAAAAAUGAGGCCCGCAAGGCACUCCCCAAGGAGGAGAAGCAGAAGCUGAAGGAGGAGGCAGAUAAGAUCCAGGAGGAAUAUGGAUACUGCAUCAUGGAUGGGCACCGGGAGAAGAUUGGCAACUUCAAAACGGAACCUCCAGGGCUCUUCCGUGGCCGUGGGGAGCACCCCAAAAUGGGGAUGCUGAAGAAGAGGAUCAUGCCAGAAGAUGUCAUCAUCAACUGCAGCAGGGAUUCCAAGAUUCCCGAGCCCCCGGAAGGUCACAGGUGGAAGGAGGUGCGCUUUGACAACACGGUCACCUGGCUGGCUUCGUGGACAGAGAACAUCCAGAACACCUUGAAGUACAUCAUGCUGAAUCCCAGCUCCAAGCUGAAGGGGGAGAAGGACUGGCAGAAAUACGAGGUGGCUCGGCGCCUGAAGGAUGUUGUCCACACAAUCCGGGCUCAGUACAGGAGAGACUGGAAAUCCAAGGAGAUAAAGAAGAGGCAAAGAGCAGUGGCCCUCUACUUCAUUGAUAAGCUGGCCCUGCGAGCUGGGAAUGAGAAGGAGGAAGGGGAGACGGCGGACACAGUUGGCUGCUGCUCUCUGCGCGUGGAGCACAUCCAGCUGCACCCCCAGCUGGAUGGGCAGGAGCACGUGGUGGAGUUCGACUUCCUUGGGAAAGACUCCAUCCGUUACUACAACAAAGUGUCCGUGGAAAAGCAGGUGUUCAAGAACCUGCAGCUGUUCAUGAAGAACAAGGACCCCACCGAUGACCUCUUUGACCAGCUCUCUACAAACUUCCUAAACAAACACCUCCAGCACCUCAUGGAUGGUUUGACGGCCAAAGUCUUCAGGACCUACAACGCUUCCAUCACCCUGCAGGAGCAGCUCAAGGCCCUCACCAACCCUGAAGACAACGUUGCAGGAAAACUCCUGUCCUACAACCGGGCCAACCGAGCCGUGGCCAUCCUGUGCAACCAUCAGAGGUCCAUACCAAAGACCUUUGCCAGGUCCAUGCAAGUCCUCCAGGAAAAGAUUGACGCCAAGAAGAAACAAGUGGAGGAAGCCCAGGAAGAACUGAAAAAAGCUGAAGAUGAGUUUAAAGACAAAAAUGAUGCUGAAGCAGAAGACAAUGUGGAGAAGAAGAAGAAGCUGUUGAAGAGGCUGGAGGAGCAAUUGGCCAAGCUGAACAUCCAGGCCACAGACAAGGAGGAGAACAAGCAAAUAGCUCUGGGCACAUCCAAGCUGAACUACCUGGAUCCCAGGAUUAGUGUGGCUUGGUGCAAGAAAUUUGGGAUUCCUAUCGAGAGGAUCUACAACAAGACCCAGAGGGAGAAGUUUGCCUGGGCCAUCGACAUGGCUGGCGAGGACUUUGAAUUCUGAGCUGGUGCCUUCCACAUUAAAUUCCAAAUCCUGCUCAUUUGGUGGUGCUGGGAAGCUUUUUCUUUUUUAAUUUGCUGCUGCUGGGGGCUGAGGGUUGUCUGAAUGUGGUGCCUUUUGUAUUUUGUAUGGAAAACCAAACACCUGGAUUUCCAGUUGAAACAGGUAAUUCUGAUUGGGAUUUUGGACUUUGGGCGCUCUUAAUUCAUCUUCAGAGUUGCCAAGUACAUGGGAUUUUUUUCUUUCUUCCUC